AUGGGUGACCCACCGUCCGCUCGCUACCCCGUGUGGCUCAACGCCCUUGGUUUGACCUACGUGCUCUUUACCGUUGGUCUUAGCAUUGGUAUCAUGUACAUCAUGUCGACCUACCUCGCCAACGACUUGUUUUGGCCCGACUUUGUCGUGAGUGGGAUGCAAAAUGCCAUCAUCGACUUCUUCAACAGCCGCCUCGCCCUCAACGCCACGUCGCUCGAGCUCCUCAACCCGGCCUUUGCUCUGCCCACACUAUAUGACAACUCGGCCAUGCCGCUCAGCAUUUACGAGGCGUACCCACGCCUGGUGCUCUACGCCGAGCUCCAGGCGAUGGAGAAAGCGAUUGCGAGUCUUCGGGAACUCCUUGCGACCGAGGUGACGCACAUGAUCACGCAGUACUGCUGGGUCGACUUGCAGCAGCGCUGGGAACUCGGCCACUCCCGCAAGCGUCAAGCACGGUGCGUGGCCAACGACAAGGCGAAUGCAGCCGUGUACCUCGAAGCCGUCGGGCGCAACAUUGACUUUGGCUCGUGGGUCCCGAUCUACCGAGGCUUUUUCAACAAUUUGAUUGUGAGCGCGCUCGUCCGAUCGCCGGGCGGCUACCCGUGGGUGCAAUACAUGCUGUCGCACGCGUGGGUACCGAUACCAGACGAAGUGGCCUUUUGGAAAUCCCAUCAGCUCACGUACUUUGAGCUGCAAUGGAGCACGAUUCGUCAAACCGGUUUAACCGAAACGAUUGGCAUUGAGAAUGCGCUGGGGAUGACGACGCGCGUGACGAUCAAGCGCAUUACGCCCGUGGACCGCUACGCGCUCUGGACAACGCACUCGAUAGUCUGGUUCUGA
Messenger RNA from Saprolegnia parasitica CBS 223.65, 840 nucleotides. RefSeq lists its product as hypothetical. NCBI's taxonomy places the organism in Eukaryota, Oomycota, Saprolegniomycetes, Saprolegniales, Saprolegniaceae. The record is from RefSeq and is a predicted model, not a curated record. Bases 1 to 840 code for a protein of 279 amino acids. The transcript is spliced from 2 exons.